AUGUUAAGAAUUAGUAACAUCCGGGGAUCUGUAUUGCAGUUUGUUGGAAGUCAAAGACCACCUUCCUCAAUUCGAAUUCGAUUACAUAAUGUGGCUGCUUUCCAUUCUAGUGCUCAAUUGAAGAAUACUGCAUCUAAUGAUAAGCAACGAGAAGAAUUGGUUGAAAAGCAAUUAGAAAAGAAUCCAAAUUUCCAUCACGAUCUAGGUUUGGAUUCUCAUGGACACGAUCAUAUACAUUUACGUUUGUCAGAAACAGAAGAAAAUGAUCAAAUGACUCUAGGUUCUAUGCCACAUCGAAGAGCGCAAAAAAACACUGCUCACCACCAUGGUCAUUCGCAUGCAAAUGUAUCUCUAAACCCCCUGUUAGUUCUCAACAAGGACCAGAUGAGGAAUAAUCCGGGUGUUAGAAUUACUUGGAUUGGUCUAGCCAUUAACGUUGGAUUGGCCUUGGGGAAAUUCGCUGGUGGUAUUGCAUUCCAUUCGCAGGCAUUGGUGGCAGAUUCCGUACACGCGGUUAGUGAUAUGGUUUCUGAUCUUUUAACACUUUUCUCUGUGACGCUAGCAGAUAAUAGGUCUACCAAGGAUUAUCCCUUUGGUUAUGGUAAGAUUGAAACUGUUGGUUCUCUCGCGGUCUCCGCCAUUUUAACAACAGCAGGUCUGUCAAUUGGUUGGAGUUCCCUAUGUGCCAUUGUAGGUCCUAUUGUUCCUCAAAGUAUAUUGGAAACCUUAGGACAUUUCGUAGGUCACGGCCAUGGCCAUUCUCAUUCAGUGGCAAAUGAAGUGACCAAUGUGAACGCUGCAUGGAUAGCUGCAGGUUCCAUUGCCGUUAAGGAAUGGAUUUUCCAGGCGACUAAGAAAAUUGCUGUUCAAUCUAAUUCCAACGUUCUAAUGUCUAAUGCAUGGCACCAUCGUGUGGAUUCCUUGACUUCAUUAGUAGCCUUAGUUACUAUUUCUGGUGGUCAUUUCUUGGGUUUACAAUCUCUAGAUGCUGUUGGUGGACUAAUAGUUUCUGGUCUCGUCAUCAAAGCUGGUGGUGAAGGUAUGGUUGGUGCCGUGAAAGAACUAUGUGAUCAAUCUUUAUCACCCGAGGAUGCAAGAUAUGUGGAGGUCAAACUGGCCUUAGAGGAAGCAUUAUCGAAAUUGAUUUCAAAUAACAAUGCUGGUAGGCCGUACGGUAUCAAAUUUUUGACCAUCCUACCUUCAGGUCCAAAUUUAACCGCCAUGAGUACGUUGGAAGUUCCCUUACAGAAAUGGGGGAAUGUUUUAGGUAUUAGAGAAUUCGAAGUCGUCACUGAUCACAUACGUUGUGUGCUUUACAAGAAUCUACCACGGUUGAAAUAUUUGAAUAUAGAAUUCGUGGAAGAGGAACAAGAAUUGACUCAAGAUGAAUUAGAUAGAAUGGCUAAACCCCAGACUGAACUUCCUGAAUUAGAGCAUAAAUCUGAUGGAUCUAGACAAGGCCACACUCAUUCACAUUUUGGCAUGGGAGCCGGUCACACUCACAAUCACUGA
This is a messenger RNA of Zygosaccharomyces rouxii, 1512 nucleotides long. Its product is annotated as cation diffusion facilitator family transporter. Gene Ontology annotation, biological process: transmembrane transport; monoatomic cation transport. The coding region runs from base 1 to 1512 and encodes 503 amino acids. Gene Ontology annotation, molecular function: monoatomic cation transmembrane transporter activity. Gene Ontology annotation, cellular component: membrane. Lineage: Eukaryota; Fungi; Ascomycota; Saccharomycetes; Saccharomycetales; Saccharomycetaceae. The transcript has a single exon. The record is from RefSeq and is a predicted model, not a curated record.